Molecule: messenger RNA, 1188 nt
Organism: Odobenus rosmarus divergens (Pacific walrus)
Lineage: Eukaryota; Metazoa; Chordata; Mammalia; Carnivora; Odobenidae
Gene: RMND5B
Product: required for meiotic nuclear division 5 homolog B (S. cerevisiae)
Exons: 9
Coding region: 7-1188 (393 amino acids)
Biological process (GO): proteasome-mediated ubiquitin-dependent protein catabolic process
Cellular component (GO): GID complex; cytoplasm; nucleus
Molecular function (GO): protein binding; ubiquitin protein ligase activity
Source: RefSeq, a predicted model, not a curated record
GCCACCAUGGAGCAGUGUGCAAGCGUGGAGAGGGAGGUGGACAGGGUCCUGCAGAAGUUCCUGACCUACGGGCAGCACUGCGAGCAGAGCCUGGAGGAGCUGCUGCACUACGUGGGCCAGCUGAGGGCUGAGUUGGCCAGUGCAGCCCUUCAGGGGACACCUCUGUCAGCCACCCUCUCCCUGGUGAUGUCCCAGUGCUGCCGGAAAAUCAAAGACACCGUGCAGAAACUGGCUUCGGACCACAAGGACAUUCACAGCAGCGUCUCCCGAGUGGGCAAAGCCAUCGACAGGAACUUUGACUCUGAGAUUUGCGGCGUCGUCUCUGAUGCGGUGUGGGACUCGCGGGAGAAGCAGCAGCAGGUCCUGCAGAUGGCUAUUGUGGAGCACCUGUACCAGCAGGGCAUGCUCAGUGUUGCCGAGGAGCUGUGCCAGGAGUCAACACUGAACGUGGACUUGGACUUUAAGCAGCCUUUCCUCGAGUUGAAUCGAAUCCUGGAAGCUCUGCACGAACAAGACCUAGGGCCGGCGUUGGAAUGGGCUGUCUCCCACAGGCAGCGCCUGCUCGAGCUCAACAGCUCCCUGGAGUUCAAGCUGCACCGCCUACACUUCAUCCGCCUCCUGGCAGGCGGCCCUGAGAAGCAGCUGGAGGCCCUCAGUUAUGCACGGCACUUUCAGCCAUUUGCACGGCUGCACCAGCGAGAGAUCCAGGUGAUGAUGGGCAGCCUGGUGUACCUGCGGCUGGGCUUGGAGAAGUCCCCCUACUGCCACCUCCUGGACAACAGCCACUGGGCAGAGAUCUGCGAGACCUUUACCCGGGAUGCUUGUUCCCUGCUGGGGCUCUCGGUGGAGUCGCCUCUCAGCGUCAGCUUUGCUUCUGGCUGUGUGGCGCUGCCUGUGCUGAUGAACAUUAAGGCUGUGAUUGAGCAGAGGCAGUGCACGGGGGUCUGGAGUCACAAGGACGAGCUACCGAUUGAGAUCGAACUGGGCAUGAAGUGCUGGUACCACUCGGUGUUCGCCUGCCCCAUCCUCCGGCAGCAGACGUCAGAUUCCAACCCUCCCAUCAAGCUCAUCUGUGGCCACGUGAUCUCCCGAGACGCCCUCAACAAGCUCAUCAAUGGAGGAAAGCUGAAGUGUCCCUACUGCCCCAUGGAGCAGAACCCAGCCGAUGGGAAACGCAUCAUAUUCUGA